Molecule: messenger RNA, 2655 nt
Organism: Cynocephalus volans (Philippine flying lemur)
Lineage: Eukaryota; Metazoa; Chordata; Mammalia; Dermoptera; Cynocephalidae
Gene: RASA2
Product: RAS p21 protein activator 2
Exons: 24
Coding region: 1-2550 (849 amino acids)
Biological process (GO): regulation of GTPase activity; intracellular signal transduction; negative regulation of Ras protein signal transduction
Molecular function (GO): GTPase activator activity; phospholipid binding
Source: RefSeq, a predicted model, not a curated record
AUGGCGGCGGCGGCCCCUGCUGCUGCGGCGGCUUCUUCCGAGGCUCCGGCGGCAACUGUGACGGCAGAGCCCGAGGCCGGGGACGAGGACAGUCGCGAGGUCCGAGUGCUGCAGAGCCUGCGGGGCAAGAUCUGUGAAGCAAAAAAUUUAUUGCCAUAUCUUGGACCCAACAAAAUGAGAGAUUGUUUCUGUACCAUAAACUUGGACCAGGAAGAAGUUUAUCGUACCCAAGUUGUUGAAAAAUCUUUAAGCCCAUUUUUCAGUGAAGAAUUUUACUUUGAGAUUCCAAGAACUUUUCAGUAUUUGUCUUUCUAUGUUUAUGAUAAGAAUGUUUUACAAAGAGACCUUCGAAUAGGAAAAGUAGCCAUCAAAAAAGAAGACUUGUGUAACCACAGUGGCAAAGAAACUUGGUAUUCAUUACAGCCUGUUGACUCCAAUUCAGAGGUUCAGGGUAAAGUUCACCUUGAAUUAAAACUGAAUGAACUGAUAACAGAGAAUGGAACUGUGUGCCAGCAGCUUGUUGUACACAUCAAAGCAUGCCAUGGGUUGCCUCUCGUAAAUGGACAAAGCUGUGACCCUUACGCAACAGUUUCUCUAGUAGGCCCUUCUAGGAAUGACCAAAAGAAGACAAAAGUAAAGAAGAAAACAAGCAAUCCACAGUUUAAUGAAAUCUUUUAUUUUGAGGUAACCAGAUCCAGUAGUUACACCAGAAAGUCCCAGUUCCAGGUAGAAGAGGAGGACAUUGAAAAGCUAGAAAUUAGGAUCGACUUGUGGAACAAUGGUAACCUGGUCCAAGAUGUUUUCCUAGGUGAGAUUAAGGUUCCUGUGAACGUGUUAAGAAAUGAUUCCUCUCAUCAAGCCUGGUAUUUGCUACAACCAAGAGAUAAUGGAAACAAGUCAUCCAAAACUGAUGACCUGGGGUCUCUUCGAUUAAAUAUAUGUUAUACAGAAGACUACGUCCUUCCUUCAGAGUACUAUGGUCCUUUGAAAACAUUGCUGCUAAAAUCACCAGAUGUUCAGCCGAUAUCUGCCUCAGCUGCUUACAUUUUGGGUGAAAUAUGUCGAGAUAAAAAUGAUGCUGUUUUGCCCCUUGUACGACUGCUGCUGCACCAUGAUAAACUUGUUCCUUUUGCCACUGCAGUGGCUGAAUUAGACUUGAAGGAUACACAAGAUGCAAACACAAUUUUUAGAGGAAAUUCCUUGGCUACCCGAUGUCUGGAUGAGAUGAUGAAAAUAGUGGGAGGGCACUACCUGAAAGUAACAUUAAAACCUAUUCUAGAUGAGAUAUGUGAAUCCUCCAAAUCCUGUGAAAUUGAUCCUAUUAAAUUGAAAGAGGGGGAUAAUGUGGAAAAUAAUAAGGAGAAUCUGCGCUACUAUGUAGACAAGUUAUUCAGUACAAUUGUAAAAUCAAGUAUGAGCUGCCCCACUGUAAUGUGUGAUAUCUUUUAUUCUCUAAGGCAAAUGGCUACUCACAGAUUUCCUAAUGACCCUCAUGUUCAAUAUUCUGCAGUGAGCAGCUUUGUAUUUCUUCGUUUCUUUGCUGUAGCCGUAGUAUCACCUCAUACGUUUCAUUUGCGACCUCAUCAUCCAGAUGCACAGACAAUUAGAACAUUAACUCUCAUCUCAAAAACCAUUCAAACCUUGGGAAGCUGGGGGAGUCUGUCCAAAAGCAAGUCAAGUUUCAAAGAGACAUUCAUGUGUGAAUUUUUCAAAAUGUUUCAAGAAGAAGGAUAUAUUACAGCAGUUAAAAAGUUCUUGGAUGAAAUUUCAUCUACUGAAACUAAAGAGUCCAGUGGUACAAGUGAGCCUGUGCACCUGAAAGAAGGUGAGAUGUAUAAAAGAGCUCAGGGAAGAACUCGAAUUGGAAAAAAGAAUUUCAAGAAACGGUGGUUCUGCCUAACAAGCAGAGAGCUUACCUACCAUAAGCAGCCAGGCAAAGAUGCAAUUUACACAAUUCCAGUAAAAAACAUUCUUGCUGUGGAAAAACUGGAAGAGGGUUCUUUCAACAAGAAAAAUAUGUUCCAAGUAAUACAUACAGAGAAACCACUCUAUGUCCAGGCAAAUAAUUGUGUAGAAGCUAAUGAAUGGAUAGACGUACUCUGCAGGGUGAGCCGAUGCAAUCAAAACAGGCUCAGUUUUUAUCAUCCCUCUGCAUACCUAAACGGAAGCUGGCUCUGCUGUCAGGAGACCAGUGAAAACACUCUCGGCUGCAAGCCAUGUACCGCAGGUGUCCCUGCAGACAUCCAAAUAGACAUUGAUGAAGACAGAGAAAUAGAAAGGAUUUAUUCCCUUUUUACCCUCAGUUUGCUUAAGCUGCAAAAGAUGGAAGAGGCAUGUGGAACUAUAGCAGUCUAUCAAGGACCACAGAAAGAGCCUGAUGAUUAUUCUAACUUUGUAAUCGAGGAUUCUGUAACAACGUUUAAGACAAUUCAGCAAAUAAAAAGCAUCAUAGAGAAGUUGGAUGAGCCUCACGAAAAGUAUAGGAAGAAAAGAUCAAGUAGUGCAAAAUAUGGGAGCAAGGAAAAUCCAAUUGUUGGGAAAACAUCUUAGAGUUUGACCAAUUGUUUCAGAAGAACUGGAGAAUAUUUUUCUUGGAGUUUUUCAAUUCGUUAUACAUUUUGUUCAUAGUAUUUAAGAAGGAACAUUGGUUUUGGU